Molecule: messenger RNA, 2808 nt
Organism: Acanthosepion pharaonis
Lineage: Eukaryota; Metazoa; Mollusca; Cephalopoda; Sepiida; Sepiidae
Source: the annotation of a GenBank genome assembly
AUGCUCAAUUCACUGAGCGAAAAACUAGUCUCUUAUGUGUCACCGUCCUCUAAUGGUGGACGUGCUGACAUCGACAGCGUUGUAGAAGAAGUGCAAUCAAGUGUUGACUAUGAUAAUGGCGGAAAACAUAAGAGAUGUGAACCAAUAGAUGUUGAUGCAUCUUCACCUUGUGUAAAAAGGAGGAGGAUUGAAGAAGGUUUUGUUCAGAAGGUGACAAAUUCUGUUGCCAAGAUGGCUGAAUGGUUAGUGCAUGGUACAAACUACCUCUUUGGCCGCCUCGACGAGCCACACUUGAAUUUGAAAGAAAUUGUGGAAGAAGAUGAAGAAAAUGGUCAACGUCUUGAUGAAAUGGUUGAUGAGCUGGAAGAUGCUGAAGAUGAUUACAGGUUUUUGAAUCUGCCAAACAGCAAACUAUCCUCGACCCACAAGAGCCAACAUCAAGAAAAUGAAUAUCUUCACAGACCAUCCAUACAUGAUCGAUCAAGAUUGUUUGAUCAAGAAAACAAACAAAUUAAUGGAAAUGCGACUGCCAUCCACUUUCUUUAUUCUUCAAAGUCUCAGAAUGUACCAAAGUCACAACUAUCAAUCCACAAUGGUGGUGGGUCCAAAUAUAUGCUUAGUCCAAGGGUCCGUGUAAACUGCUCCAAUAUGAAAACUGUUGGCUUGUCUGGCAACAAAUUGUACAGUAUACCCUGUCAACCCAAAGUCCGCAAUGAUGUAUGUAAUGUGGUGCAGAAGCCUCACAUGCACACAGCUGCCCAGUGCGUACGAUUAGAAGAGAAAGAAAGAUAUCGUAGACUUAUUCAGCAGUUCAGUCGGGGUAACCUUACUAAGCAACUUGCUGUCAAAAGUGAAGAAAAAGACUUUACUUCAGUUACGUCGAAGACUUCCAGGAGUUCACCAAUUGGAGAUGAGGAUGCCCAAAGUGAAGAACUGAAGAUGCCUCGACCCACAAUGAAAGUAAGGGAUCUUCUCAUGGCUAAAUCUAUCACCCCCCCCACUUUGUGUUUUUUUUGUCUUUACCCUGCCUGUCCUCUAUCUGUCAUUUUUUUUUUUAACUUCUCACUUCCCUCUCUCUCAUAUUUUCUCCCCCCCUCCGUGUCCUCUUUGCCCCCCCACUAUUUUGCCUCACCUGUACCCACUCCUUUGUUUUCUUCUCCCCACCCCGUGUCACUCUUUUGUCUCCCCACCCCCGUGUCACUCUUUUGUCUCCCCCCCCCCCGUGUCACUCUUUUGUCUCCCCCACCCCGUGUCACUCUUUUUCUCCCCCCCCGUGUCACUCUUUUGUCUCCCCCCGUGUCCUCUUUUGUCUCCCCCCGUGUCACUCUUUUUGUCUCCCCCCCCCGUGUCACUCUUUGUCUCCCCCCAUGUCCUCUUUUGUCUCCCCCCCCCCCGUGUCACUCUUUUGUCUCCCCCCACCCCCGUGUCCUCUUUUGUCUCCCCACCCCGUGUCACUCUUUUGUCUCCCCCACCCCCGUGUCACUCUUUUGUCUCCCCACCCCGUGUCACUCUUUUGUCUCCCCCACCCCCGUGUCACUCUUUUUUCUCCCCCCCACCCCCGUGUCACUCUUUUGUCUCCCCCCCCCCGUGUCACUCUUUUGUCUGAUUAUUAUGCCACCAAUGACCUUUACUUUUUUUCUUUUAGGUCAGUCAGAAACUGAAAAGUCUUCAGAAAACACAAACUCUAAAUCCAGCCCAAAACCCUGUGUCCGACUUAAGAACAAUCCUUACUUGGCUGAAGACUGGGUUACACAAUUUGUCAAAAAAUAUUCGGCUUCAACACGAGAACAAAAAAGGAAAAUAGAAGAAGAACAAUUGAAAAUCAAAAUCUUUGAAGAAAAGAGAAAAUCUCAAGAAGAAAAGCUGAACGAAGAAAUUCAGCUGCGAUUGCAGUUGUCGGAAAAAGAACCUCCAAUUCUUGAAGAGAAAGAAAUUGAAAGUGAAGAACCUCCUUUGUUACCAGAAAUUACAUCUGAAAUGAAAUCUGAAAUUGAAUCUGCUUUAAAACCUCGUCCGUCAGAUGAAGUACUUGUUGAAGGUUUUCGUAUCCAAAUAAAGCGACAAGACAUGAGCACACUGUCAGGAUUGAAUUGGUUAAAUGACGAGGUGAUCAAUUUUUACCUGAGUAUGUUGAUGAAAAGAAGCAGCAAAGGCAAACGACCAAAAGUACAUUCAUUCAACACCUUCUUUUACCCCAAACUUCAGAGUUCUGGUUAUGAUGGGGUGCGCCGUUGGACACGUAAAGUAGACAUCUUUGCAGUCAAAUACCUGCUUAUCCCCGUGCAUUUGGGGAUGCACUGGUGUCUGGCUGUUGUGAAUUUUACUGACAAAACCAUUUGUUAUUACGAUUCAAUGGGUGGGAAAAAUCUGCAGUGCCUCGAUACGAUCAAAAAAUAUUUAUGUGAGGAAAGUUUAGACAAAAGGAAAAUGCCGUUUAAUUUGGCUGGUUGGACUACAAAACUUGCUCGGGACAUUCCUCAUCAAAUGAAUGGAAGUGACUGCGGAAUGUUUGCGUGUAAAUAUGCUGACUACAUUACACGGGAAAUUCCCAUCUCCUUCACUCAGGCGGACAUGCCCCAAUUUCGGCAACUAAUGGUCUAUGAAAUUCUGAAAAAGAAGCUACUCAGCCCUUUUUUUUUUCUUCUCCCUCCUCCUUGUGACAACUCCUUCAAGAUUGAAUCGUUCCUCCUCCUCCAGCCCCAAAUGCCUUUCCCAAUUUUUCCUUUUGCAAUUUGGGGACCUUUUCUCUCCUGCAGACGAGCGAGACAAUAUUCCCUUGUCUUUUCUCCUUUUUCUUACUCCACUUGA